GACUGGACAAAAGACAGCAUGUUACCUUUCGCGAUAGUUGAAUUUAUAAAUAGUGGAGGAUUGGCAGUUAUACCGACCAAGUGGUUUAUCGGGCCUGAGGAGGAUGAAUGCUACUGGCCACCAGCAAGGAUGAACAUGGCAAAGGCGGUCAUAGAGCAACAGGACCCUCACACUGACUGGGCGACAUACAAGUUGACUGUCAAGAGAAAAGUCGCAACGUAUGAAAUUGCCCGCACAAAAUUAGUCGAGUAUGAACAGAACACAGAUGUACCAACCGAAUCUGAUUCCACAGAGAAUAUGGGAAGGGGGAAGCGCAAAAAGAGACGAGUGAUUUUGUCCAGUGACGAUGAGGAUGAUGUCAAUUGGUCCGGCAGCCAAAUCAGGCCUACACCUCCAUCCACCCUCAGGUCUGUGCUGACACCUCCACCGCCUCCAUCCACCCUCAGUUCUUCACCAUCAUCUGCUAGGCCGACACUUCCACCACCUCUGGGUAACCUGAGAUGGCCUGAUGUUUCAACCCAUCACCACGUCACCAUGUCACCAGAAACCUCUCAAAGACAAAUCAGGGGCAACAUGUUUGUUCGCAUCUUAACACUGAUUGAGGAGAUGAAAGAGACACAAAAAAUCCAGGGGAGGAUGUUACAAACGCUUCUACAACAGUGUGGCAACAUCGGCACCACCUUCUCUUCUACCCCCGAGGGUUUCCCCCUAAAGACAGUUAGGGAUGUGGAAAUCAUGGAAGAAAAACUGGCAAACCCAAACUUCAUGUCCGAACUGGUUGCAGCUGUGACUGACAUAGGAGGGGGGACUGUUGACGAGGCCACAAAAAGGAUGAUGACUUUUCUCCUAGACCAUGGCCUAUCCAGGCAGUAUAACUUUGUGGGCCGAAAUGGGAAGAGAGAGUUCAAGGCCUUAAAACUGUAUGAAGUAAUAUAUGGAGGCUUAAAGAAAAACGCCAUGACCAGCCAAAUCACCCGUAAAGAUGCCGAGAAGGCGGUCUCCAAGUGGCUCAUUGGUGCUAGGGACCGGGGGGGUAAUAGACAGGCCCGACAGUCAACCCCUCAACAAGGACUUCAGGCUUCAGGCUCGUUUGAGGUGGAAAGAAACUAAUUCUGUUUGUGACAGUGAGGGAACACUGUGCAAAAGCAUGUUGUCAUAAAUUUUACUUAAAUAAAAUGUAAUUAAUUCUA
This is a messenger RNA of Carassius auratus (goldfish), 1190 nucleotides long. RefSeq lists its product as uncharacterized. The record is from RefSeq and is a predicted model, not a curated record. The coding region runs from base 19 to 1110 and encodes 363 amino acids. Lineage: Eukaryota; Metazoa; Chordata; Actinopteri; Cypriniformes; Cyprinidae. The transcript is spliced from 7 exons.